Messenger RNA from Bufo gargarizans (Asiatic toad), 1225 nucleotides. Its product is annotated as ETS translocation variant 3-like protein. Bases 1 to 1107 code for a protein of 368 amino acids. Gene Ontology annotation, molecular function: sequence-specific DNA binding; DNA-binding transcription factor activity, RNA polymerase II-specific. The record is from RefSeq and is a predicted model, not a curated record. NCBI's taxonomy places the organism in Eukaryota, Metazoa, Chordata, Amphibia, Anura, Bufonidae. Gene Ontology annotation, cellular component: nucleus. Gene Ontology annotation, biological process: regulation of transcription by RNA polymerase II; cell differentiation. The transcript has 5 exons.
AUGCACUGUGGAUGUGUCUCAAAUUCCUACUGGAUUCCAGGUUUGGCAUUCCCGGACUGGGCCUACAAGGCAGAGUCUAGCCCCGGCUCCCGGCAGAUCCAGCUAUGGCACUUCAUCCUGGAGCUGCUGCAGAAGGAGGAGUACCAUCACGUCAUCGCCUGGCAACAGGGGGAAUACGGGGAGUUCGUCAUCAAGGAUCCAGACGAGGUGGCCAGGUUGUGGGGCCGGAGGAAAUCCAAGCCCCAGAUGAACUAUGACAAGCUGAGCCGGGCGCUCCGAUAUUACUACAACAAAAGAAUUCUGCACAAGACGAAGGGGAAGAGAUUUACCUACAGGUUUAACUUCAGUAAACUGAUUUUUGUUAACUACCCGAUGUGGGACAUGAGAUAUCCUCCGCCCGCGGUGAUGGGAAACGGUGUGUGCCGUACGGCUGCACUGCCACCUGGUGUUCAUAAGGAGGUUUUACAUAAUACCAUCCUUGCGCACAAGCUCCUGGCCGAACAACUCGCCUGCCGCAGGCUACUCCAGAGUCCAAUAGACGACGACAGCAGCACAAACAAGAAGGCGUUGGGAGUGGGAAGGCAUAGUAUCAUGCCUACGUCAUGCUUUCCUGGGGCCUGCUGCAAUUUCAGAAGUAGUGGUCACCUGUACCUGCCAGGCUCGUCCUCCCAGCCUAGUACGGAGUUACCCCUCCACCCCAGCCGAUCCCUCUGCUCGCCUACUCAAGUUCUGCCUGGCACAACCGAGUGGCAGCUGUGUGCCAGCCGCCUGAUCCACCAAAGCCAAGCGCUUAUGUCUCUAGAAGAAAUAAUCCAGAGCCACAGAGGAGCGCACAGCAGAGCGACGGGAGGACACCUUCUCAACCCCUAUCUGGGGCAUAGGACCAUGUCCUCUGUAGACCACCUCCAUGCGUUGACAUCUCCUACCACCAUGAAACCAGACCCAGAGAGCCAGUUUAGAGCGUCAGGGGACAAGAACACGUUCCAAGAGCUCGCCGAGCCUCCAAAGAUAUGUCUGGGCCAUGACGUAAGCGCUAAGCUUUAUCCUCCUCCUGACAUUGAGCACAUGAACCUCAACAGCAAGACCUGGCUGCUGAAACCGGCCUAAAUCCUCCGCUAUCUGGUGGUCUAAUGAGGUAUUGCAGAAGUAGAAAUUUCUUAAAGGGACACUUCAGACUAAUGUAUGCACUUAUCCACUGCCUGUAUAUAGAUUGUACAUAAAUAUA